This is a messenger RNA of Oreochromis niloticus (Nile tilapia), 2188 nucleotides long. Its product is annotated as glucose-induced degradation protein 8 homolog. The transcript has 5 exons. Bases 212 to 901 code for a protein of 229 amino acids. Lineage: Eukaryota; Metazoa; Chordata; Actinopteri; Cichliformes; Cichlidae. Gene Ontology annotation, molecular function: protein binding. The record is from RefSeq and is a predicted model, not a curated record.
GAAGAGCUCGCAAGAUCGACGCAUCUAUCGCGAGGUUAUCACAUUAGCUUGGUUAGUUAGCUAGCUGCGGAAACCCUGAACGUGUGUCCGUUGUUUAUGAUUUUAUUUAUUCUUCUAAAGCACUGAGAGGGCUGAGCAGUGCUUAUUGAUUAUCGAUUCCUAACGCGUGCAGGAAAGCAUAAUCGCCGGACCUUGUGUUUGCACGGAUCCAAUGAUGAGUUAUGCCGAAAAGCCAGAGGACAUCACAAAAGAAGAGUGGAUGGACAAAUUAAAUAACGUUCACAUACAGAGGGCGGAUAUGAAUCGGCUCAUUAUGAAUUACCUGGUGACAGAGGGCUUCAAAGAGGCAGCAGAGAAGUUCCGGAUGGAGUCUGGUAUCGAGCCGAGUGUGGACCUGGAUUCGUUGGAUGAAAGGAUAAAGAUUAGAGAGAUGAUCCUGAAGGGCCAGAUUCAGGAAGCUAUUGCACUCAUUAAUAGCCUACACCCGGAGCUGCUCGACACCAAUCGAUACCUGUAUUUUCAUCUGCAGCAGCAACAUUUGAUUGAGUUAAUCAGGCUAAGAGAAACUGAGUCAGCGCUGGAGUUUGCUCAGACACAGCUGGCAGAGCAGGGGGAGGAGAGCCGAGAGUGUUUGACAGAGAUGGAGCGAACGCUAGCCCUUUUGGCAUUUGACAACCCAGAAGAGUCACCCUUUGGAGAUCUGCUCAACAUGAUGCAGCGGCAAAAGGUGUGGAGUGAGGUGAACCAGGCCGUGCUGGACUAUGAAAACAGGGAGUCGACACCCAAACUGGCCAAACUGCUGAAGUUGCUGCUGUGGGCUCAAAAUGAGCUGGACCAGAAGAAGGUGAAAUACCCCAAAAUGACUGACCUUAGCACAGGCACCAUCGAGGACCCCAAGUGAACACAACAGACAAGAACCACCACCUUCCACGUCCCCUUAAUUUAUGAUCAGUCAGUGACUGUGUGACAACCAGGUAACAUAUAUGUAUAAACAAAUGCUACAGUGUUUCUUUUUUUUCAUGUUUCAUUCAUGAGAGGUAAGACUUAACUCAUUGUGCAAACUGUAAAUUGCUGUAUUUGCAAAGUGGCAGAAAUUAUUUAGUUUCAAUACAGAACCUGGAUUUUUAGGUAGCUCUCAGAGACAACAAAAUUUAAAUUGCUGUUUUAUAUUUUGUCUUUUUAAAAGCUACGCUGAUAGUAUUAUUUAUCGUGACCAUUUUCCCCACCAGACUUCACUUUACCAGGAAAAGUUGAUGGUGUGAAUGAGCACUGUUCAUAGAACCGGGGGGUUGGGGGGUUGAGACUCCUGAGACUGGUGAAAUGAGAAAAUGUGACUAUUUUUCAAAAAAAAAUGGAAAGCUACACUUUAUCUAAUUUUAAUAAUAUAAUAUUUAUGAUUUUAUUUACUCUCAUUUUUGUUUUCCUCUUUCCUUUUUUUUUUUUUUUUGUCAGCUUUAAAAUCAGCCACAUGCUUUUUACGCCGUGAAAUUUGAUUGUACCUUGUGUCUAUGGGAUGCCUUGUAAAUUCAUCAUUUAAGUGUUUGAGAAGGUGAAGAGAGUCCAAAUGGAGUUGGUUUCUUACUGAGCUGAGGCCUUUUCUGAUAUCUACAGUGUGCACUGCCUCCAACAUGCUCCAAAUGGUUUUUCCUGCUGCACAGGUUUAAGGUUAUGGUUAAGUGAAGCCAAUCCUGCAUGAUCAUCAUGUAGGAUUGAGAGAAAGGGCUGCUGUAUAUGGAUGAUGGAGCUGUCAGUUAUGGCUACUGUCUAGUUCAACCCCCUCGAGUAUGAAAUUAAUUCAAACAGGAGCAGUUUCCUUUAGUAAGUGGCUUUGUUUUAGUAACUUAAAAUGACCCAAAGCUGAUACCUUUUGUCCCUGAACAGGUAUUUUGAAGAGUGCUAUCAUUUUUCCACUUUUCAAAGCCAUUGGUACUUUCACUUUACCUGCAUGUAAGUGUCCCUUUUUUUCCAAAUGGGGGAAAAGUACUUGUGCUUGUUUAUUUUUGUUUGGUUUGUUUAUUUUUAUAAAAAGAAACAAACUUGCUGCUAGUUGUCCAUCCUUAAUUUCUUUUAAGGUUGUGUUGUCUUUAUAGAAACUGGCUUUGACCCAGAAAGCUCACAUCCCUUUUAUUAUUCCACAUUUCUAAGAUCAGAUUUGCAAUUAUUAAAAUAAACUUUUGUGAACCAUAAA